Physcomitrium patens is the source of this 735-nucleotide messenger RNA. RefSeq lists its product as uncharacterized. Lineage: Eukaryota; Viridiplantae; Streptophyta; Bryopsida; Funariales; Funariaceae. The record is from RefSeq and is a predicted model, not a curated record.
AUGAGACCUGGACGGUGUAGCUACACGGAGAGCGUCGCGUCUGGGGUAAGGAUGAACCUGAAUUUCUUGAAAAGCGAAAUCGGCGAAGCUGUGAAGACAAAUGUAGAUGCGCAUAUGAGCGGUAGUCUCCUGCUUGCUCUCCCGAGCGCCGAGACUAACAAGGCCUUGGCACAGUACGAGUGCGAUUGUUUCGUGAUAGGGAACGACACGUGCUCUGGCACAUGUCUCUGUCACAUGGCUAUGAAAGUAUGUGACGUGGCUUGCAACUGCCAUGGAUUCUGCUGCAAUAGCUUCGCAACGAUGCCGAGGUUGGACGUGAGAGAAGGUGCGCUCGGACAAGAGUUGUUCACUGAUCACGAUCUUCCACAACAGAAAAUCGCAUUCGUAGUGUGUGGACAGAUACUCUCAGAAGUUCUGCAUCACGACAUUGCGACGAUCGACCCACGGCGGCAACACUACGGUGUUAGAGUCUCGUGGCCCGGACACAGCAAAGACGUUCCAGGCAAACCUGGAGAAGUAGAGUUUGUGCUUGAUCCCAUGACGCACAUCUCCGGAAUGGCAAAUCACAGCUGCGAUCCAAACAUUGUUGUCGGCCCUUGAUGGGCGGGAGUGGAAAACGGACCAGCGGCGGAGCUAUGUUUUUGCCGAUCGGGUCGUUGUCGAGGGUUCAUUGCGGACCCCGCCAGCGGUUUUAUGGCGAAGAGCAUACGCCACUACGAGAAGGAGCUAGCUUGU